AUGCCCAUACGAGUUGGUUCGGCAACUAAUUGCGUGAAACCCUUAUCUGAAUAUAUCUUCUCAUAUUUGGUAUCACUUUUCUGGAGAUCGAUGUUUAUGUCACCCGUUAUUAUCAACUCUUCAUUUGAAUACUUCUGCAGAAACUCUUCGAAAAAACUGCAAAACCCAUUGUCAGGUCCGGGAGAUAAACCUGUGCUAGUAGGAGCUGUGUCGUUUGGAGUCAAGUGUGGAGACGCACAUCCGCUUGUAUUCACUAAAGUCUCAUAUUUUUUGGAUUGGAUUCACAAGACUUUUGAAGACAUCGUUUAA
Medioppia subpectinata is the source of this 309-nucleotide messenger RNA. The record is from the annotation of a GenBank genome assembly. NCBI's taxonomy places the organism in Eukaryota, Metazoa, Arthropoda, Arachnida, Sarcoptiformes, Oppiidae.